ACAGGCACGAGUAGGCCGGGUUGAACUUCUUCUUGGCGAUACCAAAGUCAAGCGUGUCAACAUCCUGUGUGAACUGGAGGUAGACGAAGCCCCUAGAAUCAGCUGCGCUAGCCCGGCAACGUUGAGGACAUGGAUGUAGUCGAAGGGAGCCGGAGCCACCGGGUUGAAAUCCACCAGCUUGAUCGCGUUCUGCACAGGAGGAGGAGGCGGAGGAGGUGGAGGAGGCGCCGGAGCAGCAAGAGGGUGCAGGACGGCAGUAGCGUUGACGACUGUGAGAAAGAGGCAGGAGGUAGGAAGAGAAGUAGCCAAGCAACGUCCCUCGGUCGCUCCUUCAAUUUGACAAGCUGUGCUGUUGACCGACAGAAAAACCUGCGCGCAGAGCAUGGCAGACUGCUGGUCCAGAACCUUGGAGCAAAUGGGCGUGAGCGUCAAGACAGCCUGCCCGUUGCCGUUCAGAAGGUCUUGAUUGCGCACAACAGUCGGGUCAAGCAGGUUUAUGGCAAAGCUGAAGAAGCAAUGUCAGCGACAAAGAAAAGGAAGAAGAGGUCGACACAAGACGGGGUAUUGGGGACAAAAGGUAAAACAUGUGUGGUGUAAAGCAGAUUUAAACUUCAAAAGGAG
Molecule: messenger RNA, 621 nt
Organism: Guillardia theta CCMP2712
Lineage: Eukaryota; Cryptophyceae; Pyrenomonadales; Geminigeraceae
Exons: 2
Coding region: 130-597 (155 amino acids)
Source: RefSeq, a predicted model, not a curated record